GGACAUUAGAAAAGGCAGGAAUAAAUCUUGCAUUGAAACUUGAAGAAAGCUGAAGACAAAAUAUGGGAAACAAGGAAGAUUUAGUUGUAUUCUUCAAGACAAAAUAAAAAUCAAUUGCUAUUGACGUUUUAUGCAAUUGGAUUUGUAUGAGUCAAUUCUAAUAAGAAUCAACAAUGGCCGACGAACCAGCAACAAAAAAGGCAAAACUUGAAGAGAUAAAAAUGACCGAGAAUAACAUUAUAGAAGACUACAUAAACAAAGUAAUAAGCUCAAGAAGCAAUUUAAAAGCAGUUCUCAGUGACGAUUUAUGUCAAAACAUUGAAACAACGAAGGUAUACAUUGCGUCAAUAAAAGAUAAAAAAAUGAUAUCAAAAGCAAUCCAAGUUUUGAAUGAAAAACUUCCAUUGAACGAACUAAAUCAUCUCAAGAGAGUUCGUAAAACCUCAAUACUUCUCUGCCAAUCAAGUAAUGUAACUACAAAUAUUCAAGAAUUUAUAGACCAGAAUAUACCAGAAUUGAAAGAUGUUUUUGAAUCAAUCAAUGAAAUAGAUGUGCCAUCUCAGGCUCCCAAAUUAAAGAAACAAUAUACUGAAGUAAUAAAGAUAUGGUCUUGUAACUUCCAUCCGGAAAACUAUUUGGAAAAACUGGCCAGUGACAACUUUUUUCCUCAAGACGAACUUAAAUCACACCGAACAUACAUGGCUAUUGCCUUUGAGACAGUUAGAUGGUAUUUAAAAGCAACAGAAAAGGGAUCGACUGAAGAAUUGUUGUCAACUCUCAACGCUUCCGUAGUUGUUGAUCCGUCAAUAAAUUCAGUUGUAGCGGUUGCCUUUGACAAUCGAUUGAAGCACCCUGUGCAGCAUUCUGCUAUGUUAGCUAUUGACAAUGUUGCUAAAACGCAAUAUGGUGGUGCUUGGGACAGCAAAACAAAUGACAACUUACCAUUAAGUGGUAUAGAUGGUGACUUAUUAAAACAUUUACGUGUAAAAUACCCAGAUGUCAAAUUUGGGGCGAAGAAGUUUGUCAGUAAAGAAGAAAAUAUAGAAAAUGGUGACGAUGGCAAUACUGGACCGUAUUUGUGUACGAACUACCAUGUUUAUUUGUUAAGAGAACCGUGUGUUAUGUGUUCCAUGGGGUUAACCCAUGCUAGAGUGAAAAGAGUUUUCUUUUGUUUUGACAAUGCAGAAUUUGGUGCGUUGAAAUCUAAAGCUAAACUGCACACGGUGCAAUCUUUAAAUCAUCGUUAUGAAGUAUUUACUGGAUUUUUAUAGAAUUUAAUG
This is a messenger RNA of Ostrinia furnacalis (Asian corn borer), 1280 nucleotides long. Its product is annotated as probable inactive tRNA-specific adenosine deaminase-like protein 3. The coding region runs from base 174 to 1271 and encodes 365 amino acids. Lineage: Eukaryota; Metazoa; Arthropoda; Insecta; Lepidoptera; Crambidae. Gene Ontology annotation, cellular component: nucleus; cytoplasm. Gene Ontology annotation, molecular function: tRNA-specific adenosine-34 deaminase activity. The transcript has a single exon. Gene Ontology annotation, biological process: tRNA wobble adenosine to inosine editing. The record is from RefSeq and is a predicted model, not a curated record.